UAAGUUUCGACAAAUUUUAAUAUUCAUUUUCACUAUUUGGGUGCUAAAGGUGCUUUUGAGCUUGAUCUUGAUUUCAAUAGGGCCUCGUGUCUACCAACACGGUUUUAAGUCCUUUCCUGCUCCGCGUUUUGCGAGAUCCGGGCCUUGGGCUGCAUUUUCGGCGCCCAAGGCUAGGCGUUAAUCAUUUCGGCGCCCAGCCGUGGGCGCUGAAAGCCUUAUCCUGGCAAUUUUUGGUUUUCGGAUUUCUUAACGCGUUUCCGAAUGGGAUCAGGAUGUUUAUGUCUUCAGGUAUAUAUAGGGGUUAGAUACGUCCUUCUUUUCCAUCACUCUCAAUCUUCCUUUCUCUCGUAAUUACUUAGCUUUAAUUCUUCCUUGCUUUUGUCAUGUCGAUUCCUCCCUUCUCCCUCCAACGAGUUGUCAGGCGUUGGCUAAGAGCCCUUACUCCUACAGAAAAUGCUUUGUUGAAAGAAUACCACUUAAAGGUACUUUUAGGCUUACAACAAAUUAAUAUUGAUUAUAACUUUCUGUGUGCAGCCCUGAGCUUUUGGGAUUCUGAUCACCAUGUUUUUGUCUUUCGGGGCAAUGAAAUAUGUCCUUUGCCAGAUGAAUUUGCCGCGAUCCUUGGUUAUCCUACUAAUGCUACUCCUGCCACCCCUGGCACCAUUGAAGAGGGUAAAACAACCGUAGGGGCUUUCGUAAGAUUAGAUGCUAACAUGCUCGCUGAGAUUGUUGUGGGUGAUGAGGUUAAUUUGGCAAAGCUUGUAAAACAUCACUUUAGACCUAGUAAAAAUAUGACCGAACAAAAAUUGAACAUUCGAGGCCUUGUAUUUUGUUUGUUGAAUCAUUAUUUGCUGUCGAAUAACAAUGGCGAGUUCGGUGACAUAAGGUUGAUCCCGUUGAUUAGCCAGACGGAAAGUUGCUAUUCUAUUAUGCCGUUGGUUGUUGCAUAGACUUUGUUAAGGGGAGCCCCCUAUUGCUGCAGAUUUGGCUCAUGGAACGACUUAGGCUCUUAGAAACUCUUGCCGAUCCUAAACAUUAUCGUCCUAUAGCUUUGGGUAAUCGAAAGUAUUUACACCGAGGCCAGGACGAGGCCGAGUGGGCUUCGUUUUUUACUCAUGGUAUCUGUUCUAUUAAGUGGGUGGUACCGUGGUGGGGUUUGACUACUAUGACGGGGGGUUCUGAUGUGUCAGUUUAUGUUUCUUUGUUGGGGCUAUCUCGGCCCAUCUAUAUCUUUCAUUACCGAGUCAUGCGUCAAUACGGCUUAAGGCAGACUAUCCCAUUUUCUGAUACAGUACCACAUAAAGUAGCGGCCUUUUCACAAGCACGGGUUCAAGCAUGGGCUAAGUAUUAUGAUGGUCUCCCGCGUUGGGCCAUGGCUACAAAUGGCUUUGUGGGUCUUUCUGAAAACUACAAGUUGUGGAUGAGUUCCGAUGAUAAAGCUGUGAGGACCGAGGCUCGAAAUGGUGAGCCGGCUGAGCUUUUGAUACCUCGCAUUCGGGUUAGGUAUGAGGGCCGUGAUUCUGCCAAUCCUCGCACCCAUGGUAUUAAGACUGUGAAAGCUCGUCCUGAUCGAAAGCGAAAGGAAGUUCCUCCCCGUUCCAGUUCUAGGCCUAAGAAGAUGCCUAACAUGAAGGGGCCUGCUGUUGCUAAAACAAAUGCAAGCUCUCGCGGAGAUCGUCGCCGGAACAAUGUAUGGGUUAGGAAAGCUCAGCCGCUAGUAGAACCAGUGAUUAAUCUAGUUGAUGUUGAUAAUCCUUCCCCCACCAUCGUUUGUGCCCUUGAGGCUGAGCGGGCUUUAACUGUUCAAACUGAUAAUGUUUCUGAGGCCUUGGCAUCUUUGGAAGUUAGUGUCCAGGAGCCGGUUCUUAUGGAGGUUGAUAUAGGGGCAGCGCAGAAACCUGUGGGGGUGGACCCCGCGAACAUUGCCCUUUACAAGACUUUAUUUGAUGAUUCGGAAGAACUAGAGUAGUGUAGUUCUUGCUAGGGUGUAGGUGCCCUUUAUUUAUUUCAGUUGUGUUUGUUUUUCAUUCCUUAGCACUUUUGUUUUCCUUCUUAUCAUUUUUUAAUAAAGGCGUAUUUUAUUUUUACUUUCAUUUUUUUGCUCCUCCUCUUUUUUCAUUUUUUAUAUAUUUGCUCAUGUCUAACACU
This is a messenger RNA of Spinacia oleracea (spinach), 2148 nucleotides long. RefSeq lists its product as uncharacterized. Lineage: Eukaryota; Viridiplantae; Streptophyta; Magnoliopsida; Caryophyllales; Amaranthaceae. The transcript has 2 exons. The record is from RefSeq and is a predicted model, not a curated record. Bases 992 to 1969 code for a protein of 325 amino acids.